AUGAUGUUGCUGCGACGACUACUGUACCUUACGGCCCUGUUUUUGAGUGUUGCCUGUGUGUGUGUGGUGGCUGGAGAGGAACAACUACAAACUUCUGAUGGUGGUGCGUGUCGUGAGCCAGGCAGUAUUGGUCCAAAGUGUGAAAAAGACCCUAAGUCACCUGAAACUUCCCCUUCUGAGUGUGCAGACCUUUCUGAGAGUGAGAGGUGCAAUACCAAUGGUGACGAAAGUGAUGGCGAGUGCCAUCAAGAAUCUAAACCUUGUUCACCACAAAAGAAACCGGCUCUAACUACACCAAAUAAAGAAAAUCCUGAAGGCGACCGCGGUACUAAUGGUACUGUUGGCGCUGCUGGUGCUGCUGGAGCAGGUACAGGAGCUGGUAGUGCCGCUAGUGGUCCUGGUGGUCCUGGUGCUCUUCCUGCAGUUGGUGAUGCUGUUUCACCCAGUUCUGUUCCGGUAGCAAGUCAAGGUACGAAACCUGUUCAAGGCGAAGCAGAUCUCUCUGCUUCAGCUCCUGGUGAGAUAACUGGUGGUCAGACUGCAGUUGAAGAUCAAGCUGAAAGCACCGAUAACAGUAAAGAAGUUGAAAAUGCAACGAAUGCUGACGGUGCAGCAGAACAGCCUUCUUCUUCCAACACUACAGUCACAGAGAGUACCAGUGGAUCUGACACUUCACCUACUGAGAAUGGCAGUACAUCUGCAGGAACUGAGUCAACAAAUACCCAAAGCACUGAUGUGGGAAAUACAGAAACAUCCACCACCACCACCACAACAACAACACUUCCUCCUGAACUCACAAACAACAAGAAGGGUGAUGCAGACAGCAGCAGCAGUAUCAGCAGUUCUGUGUGGGUACGUGUGCCACUACUGAUUGUGACUGUGUUGUUCUCCGCUACUGUGUGCUGA
This is a messenger RNA of Trypanosoma theileri, 906 nucleotides long. RefSeq lists its product as uncharacterized. The transcript has a single exon. The record is from RefSeq and is a predicted model, not a curated record. The coding region runs from base 1 to 906 and encodes 301 amino acids. NCBI's taxonomy places the organism in Eukaryota, Euglenozoa, Kinetoplastea, Trypanosomatida, Trypanosomatidae.